Glycine soja is the source of this 1612-nucleotide messenger RNA. Its product is annotated as zinc finger protein 4-like. Gene Ontology annotation, biological process: negative regulation of abscisic acid-activated signaling pathway. Bases 511 to 1284 code for a protein of 257 amino acids. Lineage: Eukaryota; Viridiplantae; Streptophyta; Magnoliopsida; Fabales; Fabaceae. The transcript is spliced from 2 exons. The record is from RefSeq and is a predicted model, not a curated record.
CUCCUUUUCCUCCUCUGACUUCUCUGUUCCCCAACCCUCCACUUCUUUCUUACCUGUUCUUUCCCAUAAUUAAACAUCAAUACCCACCAUCUCUAUGUCUCUCUCUCCCCAUUUACUCUUCCUUUGUUUUUUAUUCCUUUUCAGUUAAACUUCUAAAUUAAAAAAAUAUCUAAGUAAGGUGACACCUUACCCUCUAUUAGUGUUUCAGAAACAUAGAAAACUCAAUGACCAAUUUUGUCUUCUCAUAAACAGUUAUAAGCUAGGAAAGCUACACUAGGAACAGAUGUCUCCAAUUCCAAAACAGUUUUUAGGGUGAUUUCAGAAGCAAGCCACUUUCACUUGAUCUUGAAGUUUGAGGAGGCAUGCAACACUUCUUGCACUGUCAUCUGUGUACUUAAGAUGAAAUAAACAUCUCAGUGCAAGCUCAGAAAUAGAUCUUAUUCUGAAUACUCAGUGGUUAAUUUCCAUUUCUAUUUUGUAAAUAAUUUCUAACAUAAGCAUAGCUAAAUCAUGAAACCAAACUUUGAUCUUGAAGUGGAGGCAUGUGCAGAAUAUGAAUCUGAGGUUAGCAGCCAGGUUGCUUCCAAUGUAUCUAUUCAAGAAACCUCUAUAGGUCCGUGUAGUGAUAGCCUCACCAACAUUUCCAACAUCACAAAUCCAAUAGGGAUUCAUCCUAAUUCUGAUGCUAUUUCACUUGACUUAAGUCUCAACUUCAAGAAUAGUGAGCCAGGGGGAAGAGAUUCAAUAGGAUUCUCAUUCUCAAGCACUAGUGAGAGCAGCAAUGAACCUGCCUCUCAAACUACAGCAGCAACCAUUCCACGAGUCUUCUCUUGCAAUUACUGCCAGCGCAAGUUUUUCAGUUCUCAGGCUCUUGGUGGACACCAGAAUGCACACAAGAGAGAAAGGACAUUAGCAAAAAGGGCCAUGAGAAUGGGGUUUUUCUCUGAAAGGUAUGCCAAUUUAGCAUCUCUCCCUCUGCAUGGUUCUUUCAGGUCCUUGGGAAUAAAGGCGCACUCCUCACUGCACCAUGGUUUCUUACCAACAAUGAGGCCUCCUGAGAUAAAGAGCAAUGCAAGAUAUGAUCAAGGGUAUCUUGGCCACCCGAUAUUCUUGGAGGAUGACGAGUCAGAUUUGUUGUGGCCUGGUAGUUUUCGUCAAGUUGCCGAGGCAGGUGAUAGUCAUCAGAAUUUCAUACUGACUGGAAGUUCUAAUAUGAGUUUUACUGAGGUGAACCCACCUGUAGACAUAGAGAACUCAACACCAGAUUUGACUUUGAAACUUUGAAGGACGUUAUUUGGUAUAGUUCUGGCCUCGAGUUGUCUGCUUUAUUGUUAUGUUAUUGUACAGUAAGACAUGCAUGCAAGGGGCCAUGAUUACCAGAUUGAUUCCUAUACUCAGUUGGGUUUCCUUUUACUUUCAUUUUCAGUUUUCUCUCUUAGGAAUCUUGCUUUGUUAUUUUGUUUUCUAUGUUUCUCGUUGUAUAAGAGCUCCGGGAGGACAAUUUUGGAGCUUCUGUGCUUGUUAUAUAAAUCAUGUUUUCCCUUCACUAUAAUUAUUGAGCUUCUAUGCUUUCUGUCUUUUGUUUCCAUUCUGGAUUAUAUUGACCAUUAAA